CCCACCCUACACACACACAAAUACAGCCAGCCAGCGACCCCCAGCCAGAGGCUUGAUGCUCCAGACGAGGAGCGGGCCGGACCUGGGCGGGAGCUGGCCGGCAGGUAUCUCCGGGGGCCGCCGUGUCCGCAGACCUUUCCUCUGAAGUUGAAGCCACAAGCUUCCCCCUGCAGAGCUAUCAUACCGACUGUUGAACGGAUAUCCCAUAUUAAAUGCUGAUGCCUAUUGGAUUUUGGGGAAUCCUUGAACUGCAGAAUUCUGACAAACAGCACAGUUCCUUGGUCUGUCACUAAGAGCUCCGUCCACUGAUAUGUGACAGAAGACAGAAGCCUCAAAAUGACGAAUCAGGAGAAGUGGGUAAAUCUCAGUCCCUCUGAGUUUUCUCAGCUUCAAAAGUAUGCCGAGUAUUCCACUAAGAAAAUCAAGGAUGUUCUUGAAGAAUUCCACAAUAAUGGUGUGCUUGCGAAGUACAAUCCUGAAGGGAAACAAGACAUUCUUAAUCAAACCAUUGAUUUUGAAGGCUUCAAGUUGUUCAUGAAGACAUUUCUGGAAGCUGAGCUCCCAGAAGAUUUCAGCUCACAUCUCUUCAUGUCAUUCAGUAACCAGUUUCCGCAUUCCAGUCCUAUGGUCAGAAGUAAACCACCCCUUCUGUCGGGCGGCCUACGGAUGAAUAAAAGUACCAUCCCUUCUCCCCACACCUCUCCUGCCAAUCUACAGUUGCCGGAAGUCAUCCAGUUGAAAGACAUAGUGUGCUAUCUGUCUCUGCUGGAGAGGGGAAGACCUGAGGACAAGCUAGAGUUUAUGUUCCGCCUGUACGACACGGAUGGAAACGGCUUCUUGGACAGCUCGGAGCUGGAAAAUAUCAUCAGUCAGAUGAUGCACGUUGCAGAAUACUUAGAAUGGGAUGUCACUGAGCUCAGUCCGAUACUGCAUGAAAUGAUGGAAGAGAUUGACUAUGAUCACGAUGGCACCGUCUCUCUGGAAGAAUGGAUCCAGGGAGGAAUGACCACAAUUCCCCUUCUCGUUCUCCUGGGUUUAGAGAACAACGUGAAGGAUGACGGGCAGCACGUUUGGAGACUGAAGCACUUUAACAAGCCGGCCUACUGUAACCUGUGCCUGAACAUGCUCAUAGGAGUGGGGAAACAGGGCCUCUGCUGCUCCUUCUGCAAGUACACGGUCCAUGAGCGGUGUGUAGCGAGAGCCCCGCCCUCUUGUAUCAAGACGUAUGUGAAAUCCAAAAAGAACAUUGAUGUAAUGCACCAUUACUGGGUCGAAGGCAACUGCCCCACGAAGUGCGAUAAGUGUCACAAAACUGUAAAAUGUUACCAAGGCUUGACGGGACUUCAUUGCGUUUGGUGUCAGAUCACACUUCAUAAUAAAUGUGCUUCACAUCUAAAACCUGAAUGCGACUGUGGACCACUGAAGGACCAUAUUUUACCGCCCACGACCAUCUGUCCAGUGGUACUGGAACGACAAGCAACUGUGAAAAAAGACAAGAGCGGUUCACAGCAGGCAAAUAAACUAAGCGAUCGGAAUAAAAUGCAAAGAGCAAAUUCCGUGACUGUAGAUGGACAAGGCCUGCAGAUCACUCCCGUCCCAGGCACUCAUCCACUUUUAGUAUUUGUCAACCCCAAAAGUGGAGGGAAACAAGGAGAAAGAAUUUACAGAAAAUUUCAGUAUCUUUUGAAUCCUCGCCAAGUGUACAGCCUUUCUGGAAGUGGACCAAUGCCAGGGUUAAAUUUUUUCCGGGACGUUCCUGACUUCAGGGUACUAGCGUGUGGUGGAGAUGGAACAGUGGGUUGGAUUUUGGACUGCAUAGAGAAGGCAAAUCUAGUCCAUCAUCCUCCAGUGGCUAUCCUGCCUCUUGGAACGGGCAACGAUUUAGCACGGUGUCUGAGAUGGGGAGGAGGAUAUGAAGGUGAGAGCCUGAUGAAAAUUCUCAAAGACAUUGAAAACAGCACAGAGAUCCUGUUGGAUAGAUGGAAGUUUGAAGUAAUUCCUAACGAUAAAGAUGAAAAGGGUGAUCCAGUGCCUUACAAUAUUGUCAAUAAUUACUUCUCCAUUGGCGUGGAUGCAUCAAUUGCUCACAGGUUCCACAUCAUGAGAGAAAAACAUCCAGAGAAGUUCAACAGCAGAAUGAAGAACAAAUUUUGGUAUUUUGAGUUUGGCACUUCGGAGACUUUCUCAGCCACCUGCAAGAAGCUGCAUGAAUCCAUAGAAAUAGAAUGCGAUGGAGUUCAGAUAGACCUGAUCAACGUUUCUCUGGAAGGAAUUGCUAUUUUGAAUAUCCCAAGCAUGCACGGUGGGUCAAAUCUCUGGGGAGAGACCAAGAAGAGGCGCAGUCACCGUCGAACCGAAAAGAAGAGAUCUGACAAAAGAGCAACCGUCACAGAUGCCAAGGAGUUGAAGUUUGCCAGCCAAGACCUGAGCGAUCAGCUGAUGGAAGUGGUGGGGCUGGAAGGCGCCAUGGAGAUGGGGCAGAUCUACACGGGCCUGAAGAGCGCCGGCCGACGCCUCGCUCAGUGCUCUUCUGUUGUCAUUAGGACCAGCAAGUCUCUGCCGAUGCAGAUCGACGGCGAGCCGUGGAUGCAGACGCCCUGCACAAUAAAAAUUACACACAAGAGCCAAGCUCCCAUCUUGAUGGGCCCCCCUCCCAAAACUGGGUUUCUCUGCUCCAUCAUCUCCCGGACAAGACACCAGAGCAAAGAGUGAGCCUCCGGCCUCCAUUCUCUCUCCCCGGCCAAGAGCGUUUUGGGCACCUUGAGGCUUGAAAUCGGCUCCCAUUCCCUGGGACUCCUGCAAAGGCGGAAUCGUGGAAUUGGUUUCUCAGUGUCUGUGACAGAGCUAAUGAAAAUUCUGCUACUAGAAAAUUUAUUGUCAUGGUCUCAUAGGCAUUGCAUGAAGAAAGCAGAUGUUUACAUAAAGUGAUACUGCAUUUUU
Ornithorhynchus anatinus (platypus) is the source of this 2940-nucleotide messenger RNA. It is a transcript of the gene DGKB, whose product is annotated as diacylglycerol kinase beta. Gene Ontology annotation, cellular component: plasma membrane. The transcript has 25 exons. The record is from RefSeq and is a predicted model, not a curated record. Gene Ontology annotation, biological process: lipid phosphorylation; intracellular signal transduction; diacylglycerol metabolic process. Bases 337 to 2712 code for a protein of 791 amino acids. Gene Ontology annotation, molecular function: calcium ion binding; ATP-dependent diacylglycerol kinase activity. Lineage: Eukaryota; Metazoa; Chordata; Mammalia; Monotremata; Ornithorhynchidae.